Molecule: messenger RNA, 561 nt
Organism: Eruca vesicaria subsp. sativa (arugula)
Lineage: Eukaryota; Viridiplantae; Streptophyta; Magnoliopsida; Brassicales; Brassicaceae
Source: the annotation of a GenBank genome assembly
AUGGCUGCGAGUGCAUGGACCAAAGAGGAGAACGAGAAGUUGAAGAAAGCAGUGCAGUGGUUCCCUGCGUAUUUACCCAAUCGGUUCGAGUUUAUAGCCCGGUGUCUAGGGAAAUCGGUGGUCGAUGUUAUGGAGCAUUACCAGGAUAUGGUCGAUGAUCUUCUAGAGACCAGAUCGAGUCCAAUAGCUUUUGCUGAUUGGAUGAUUUAUGGAAUUGAGCCGAGUUGGUGCCGGAUCCCGAGACAAAUAUGGGACAAACAAGAACAUGAAUGGUUCCUGAUCGGGUUAAGGCGGUUUGGGAGAGAUUAUGACAACAUAGCUGCCUUAUUGGUUACCAAAACUCCUAUGCAAGUGGCGAUCUAUGCAUGUAACUUCUUCACUUGGCACAACUCAAAGAACAAUAAUGUAACGAUGCAGCGGAGAACCAUCGAGAUAACUAUGGGGGCUGGCCAACAGGAGAGGCUCGUUCCUUUGCAGCCGCAACCACCGCAAGGGCUAGUUGCGCUGGAAUCCGGUCAGCAUGGUGGCAUUUCUGAUUCUGAAUCGAACAAUCGUCCAUAA